AUGGGUAUCUGCACAAAUUGUGAGAAGCGGAACGAGCUAUGUCAGCGCAGGGAUGGACCGAAGAGGCAGUCUGUGCGCUCAUGUCCAGGGGUUCCGUCUUCGGGGAGUGCGUUGCCCGGCGACGCCCCAUUUGUUGGGACAUUGGCGCCAUCUAUAGUUGCUGACAGGACAGAAACGCCCUCUGAGGAAUGUGAGGACGACAAUUCCGGAUGUCCUUCUGAAGAAAUGCAGUCACUGAACCGUGGUUAUCUCGGAAAGCACUCGAUCAUGUCGAUUCAUGGCCCCCUGUCGGCCUCGGCCUCAGCCUCGGCAGGUUCCCUUUCUACACUGCUCGAAAGACAAUGCUUCGUAGCCUCGCAAGCAGAUCAGCUACCAGCGCCCUCGAUGAUCGAGGCCUCAGCCGCUCGCUACUUCAAGUACUUAUAUCAUCGCAUUCCCGUGCUCGACCACCAAGACGUGGAAUGUGCUAACCCUUCGAUACUCUUACUGCGAGCCCUCUGCUUCGUCGGGUCCUUUCUUCGUCAUCCAAAAUCCGCGGAUAGCAUUCAGCAAACCGAGCUAGAAUACGUCAAAGCCAAGAUUUUGUUUUUUCUAAACCAUGAACGUGAUCCCCUCACUAUGCUGAAAGUUUUGUGCACCUUUACUCUUUGGAAUGUCCGACCUGCUUCAGUGGUCACCAUUGACUGCAGCUGGAGUUGGCUUGGCCUCGCAGUAAGCCUUGCUGUGCAGAUGGGUCUGCAUCAAGAGUCAACAUACCUGGAAAGAUCCAUACCAGGUUCCGCUCGUCGGAUAGCGUGGUUCCUUUACUCGCAAGACAAAAUGCUCUCUUCCUGCUUCGGACGGCCUCAAAUUUUAAGAACCGAAGAAUUCGACCUGCGCCCGCUGACAGUGACAGACUUCGCGCUCUCGGAAGGUAGACAGGCUGGCAAAUUUAUCAUCUAUACGCGGUUGGCACAAAUUAUUGCGAAGAUGCUAGACCUCCAGCAACGACAAGACCUCACCACCAACGAAGAGGUGUCAUCAGCGCUUGCAGAUUUCCGAGCUUGGGCUCUCGAGAUGCCGAGCGAUCUUCGGAUCUACAACGAACAAGGUGGCAAGGUCUACCGCCGCGAAAUCUACGAGUACCUUGCAUCUUAUCUUACUCACAUCAUCACGUUCUUUCACCACUUUGGAAAACACUUCCGACCGUCAGUGGUCUCGCGCAUUUCACUGGUGGCUUCAUCCUGUAUGAUCGGCCUAUAUCAAGACAUGGACUGCCGUGACCACAUCAAUUACCUCACAGCCAUCAAUAACUGGUACUUGAUGACAGCCGCAAUUCCUCAACUCAACAACAUCGCCAGAGAAAAUCGAGGCGAGGGCUUCCAAACGGAACCACGAAGGAACAAACCAUCGUCUUUGCAAGACCUUGAUAUCUUACUGGACAUUCUCAAACAACGGACUGUCAAAUUUCCUGGAGCAAAAUCUAUAGUCAACAGGUUGGAGCAGCUGAAACAUGAUGUGCUUUCCCAGUGCGUGGAUUCCAACCUCGCCGCGGUCCCGGCAGAAAGACACUGUUCCGAGCUGGCACUUUUACCACAAGGUGUAAUCACAAAUGUGCAUGAUCUGUUCCCGUUUCCAAAAUCGUUGUCUCCCAGACUGCAAUUGCUGGACGCCAUAGAAGCAGAAUCUGCAACGAAUGUUUUCUUCGACGGGUAUCCCGACUGGUCGUUGGACAACCUCUUCAGCCUCGAUGAUAUCAACCCCAUGGCCCUUGUUGACAUCAACCUCGUGGACUUUGCUUGA
This is a messenger RNA of Exophiala aquamarina CBS 119918, 1782 nucleotides long. RefSeq lists its product as uncharacterized. Bases 1 to 1782 code for a protein of 593 amino acids. The transcript has a single exon. Lineage: Eukaryota; Fungi; Ascomycota; Eurotiomycetes; Chaetothyriales; Herpotrichiellaceae. Gene Ontology annotation, molecular function: zinc ion binding; DNA binding. Gene Ontology annotation, biological process: DNA-templated transcription. The record is from RefSeq and is a predicted model, not a curated record.